Molecule: messenger RNA, 426 nt
Organism: Protopolystoma xenopodis
Lineage: Eukaryota; Metazoa; Platyhelminthes; Monogenea; Polystomatidea; Polystomatidae
Source: the annotation of a GenBank genome assembly
AUGCGAAGCACAAGCUCUCAGCCUGCCAAAUGCAACUUUGUUAUAGGAAUUGUCAAAAAUAUCUUUACUGGACUUGCUGACUAUUAUCUGACAAUUUUUCCUCCGUCCCAAUCAUCUUCAUCGGCGCCAGGUGAUGCGGGGCUCUGGGGCUUGUGUAACUUUCAGCUUCUAAUAACCGAUAUUAACAACAACGCGCCUAUAUUCGAUCCCAGCGUAUAUCGAGUGAUACUUCAGCUAGGCCUGGCGUACGGACCCCCAGCUGUUCAGUUGACUCAGGUGAUCGCGAUCGACGGAGAUGAUCCAGAUCAGGCAACCGGACAAGUGCUGUACCGGUUCAAGGGGACAGCGAAUCCCAUCUUCAAUGUGAAUGGCAACACUGGCGCCAUUUUAAUCAGUGGAACGCCGACCGCGGUAUGUCUAGCAUAG